AUGGAAGGAAAUUCUUCGGAUCCGAGUGAUGUUUCCCAAAAAUCUUGCUACGUAAAAUUCGAGGAGGGAGUCGAAAUAAAUAGUUUUGAAUUGGUGCCCACUAUCAGUAAUAAAAUUAUUGCUGUUGAAGAAGUCGCACCGAGGAAGGAAAAUGUUAAAUAUCCCCAAAUAGAUUACCAUCACCACCAUUUCUACUGUCAACAUCAACAAUUACCAACAGCUCGGAGACUAUCCAGGGCUGAAAAGCAAGAGGAAUGGAAGCAAAUGGGAUCGGAUGCCUUGGCUACGGCACUUUCAGCCCUUUACGGGAAACUCCUGGUAGUCAUGGGCACGGCUUUCCCUAUGGCGGAAGUCAUUUCCACUUACAUACCGCCUUCUUUCUACGAAGCUUACUAUCUUUACCUGUACAUAGGCAGCAUGUUUUUUCUAUUGUACAUGUACAUAGUUUUGGCUAAUGACAAAAGGAGGAGUAAAAAAGAUGCAGAGUCGACACCUAGUGAUAAUAAAGAAUCAAAUAGUGAUGAUGAUGAAAACGAUUCAAACGAUACGACCUGUUCCCAACCAGUUCCUUACAGACCUAGAAAACCAUCAGUAUCAUUAAUUGAUAGCAAACAAAAUCAUUACGGUAGUUUUUAUUUGAGAAUGGGAGCUAUAGCGUUUGGUAUAGGCAGCAUGAUAUACUCCGGCCUGGAAUUCGGGCAAUAUUUCGAACUGGAAAGGGACACGAAGUGCCACAACGUCCUGCUAGCGCUCACACCUGCCACUAGAAUGGCUUUCAUUUUCAUACAAAUGUAUUUCAUUUUCCUAAACAACGAGCAAAUAAGAGUGUACAAGCAAAAACUAGCAGCGAGAUUCGGCCUGAUGCACAUGAUAGGCACUAACCUAUCCGUGUGGUUGAAUGUUCUGGUGCAAGAAACGAAACACGAGAUACUAACGUUUUAUAAUCCCGAGAACAACUCUUUGCGUAUAUCCCACAGGAUACCUUACAAAAUCCACGCGCAUCCAUUGGAGCAUCGAUCCGAAAACACCACCCAUCACCACGUGGCCCCUAGAGGUUUAAAAGGACCCCAUCACCUCUACGAGUGCAGACGAACCAACAUCAUAGGCUCUUUAGUGCAAGACGCCUCGCCCUUUCUCUUCCCUUGCACCAUCGAGUACAGUCUAAUAUGCGCGGCUAUACUCUACGUAAUGUGGAAAUGCAUCUCCAAGCUCCCGCUCACCUCCUCCCAAUCGAAAUUGGAAGAACUAAGGCUGAGCAAGCACAAGCGCAGCCCGCACCAUUACUCGGUGGAUUGCGCCAGGGCGCAGAAGGGCCUGUUCCUGGGCAUCCUGCUGCUGGUUCUCACCAUUAUCUCGCUGAUAUUGUUCUUCGUGCUGAUAUCGCGCGCGGAUUUCAUCGGGCUGGCUGUUGUCGAAGUGAACAUUUGCGAACUGGCCCUGUACGGGCUCACUACCACCGCUUCGAACAUAGGCAUGUGGCAAAUGCGGCAUUUGAAGUACAACGCCAGCAAGAACCUCCACUUGGACAACAUACUGCUCAUUGGCGCCCAAACGGGGAUGUUCAUAUACAGUAUGUUUACGAUAAUCGGUGGGCAGUUUACUAUACAGAAAAGCACUGUAUUGGUGUUAAUAACGGCUCUAUCGUCUUUAAUACAAACUGCUUGCCAGACUAUUUUUAUCUUGGACGCUUCUAGAAGGACUUGCUAUACACCCGAGCAGAUGAAAAGGAAGCCCGGAAGGCAAAUCGUGACGUUUCUAUUGAUAACUAAUUUAGCCAUGUGGGCGAUUAAUACGUUGGAAAAAUCGAGGGCUGAAUCGCACCCGAUUCAACUGCAUUUCUACGGGCUGUGGGCUUGGACUAUUAUCACUCACGUCUCAAUGCCCUUGGCCAUAUUUUACAGGUUCCAUUCGACCGUAUGUUUGUGCGAAAUAUGGAAACGAACGUACAAAAUGAAACCAGCGUACUUGUAA
This is a messenger RNA of Phyllotreta striolata, 1971 nucleotides long. The record is from the annotation of a GenBank genome assembly. NCBI's taxonomy places the organism in Eukaryota, Metazoa, Arthropoda, Insecta, Coleoptera, Chrysomelidae.